AUGCUUGGCAAAGAAUGGAGUGCUCUGUUGAAACUGAUUCAGGAUGUUUCAGCGGUUUUCUCUAUUGUGAUCAACACUUUCCUGAUCGCCUUAAUUCUGACAAAAUCCCCAAAACAGUUGGGCGCGUAUAAAUGGCUAAUGAUCUACAUUUCGGUUUUUGAGAUUUUUUACUCAAUUCUGGAUGUGGUGCUAGUUCCGCAACACUAUUCCCACGGUCCCACAUUUCUGGUCAUCGUUGGUCUUAAGGACAAACUGUUCGGCCCCGCAGGCCUCCUUAUUCUGAAUUCCUGCUACUGGGGAUGCUUCGGUGCAUCGAUGGCAGUUUUCGCUGUUCAUUUUGUCUACCGAUGGCUUGUUGUUACUGAGCACCCAUUGCUCGAGACAUUUAACGGAUGGAAAAUCUGGAUUUGGUUCUCGGUUCCUAUGUGGUACGGGUUGACUUGGAUAUGCACCGGAUAUAUUCUCUCGGCACCAAAUGAGCACACCUCGAGAUUUAUAAAGGACAAUGUAAAAGAGAUAUUCGACUUGGAAUUUGAUGAAUAUGUCUACUUGGGGCCAUUUCUCUACGAGAAAACUGAUAAUGGAACUAUUGAUGUGCACAUUGUGCCAUUUAUUGGGUUGGGCAUAAUUUCUGGAACUAUUGUAUCAUCCAUCAUAAUCGUCCUAGUCUUCGGUAUUCUUUGCUACCAAAAAAUCAAUAAACUAGUUGCCACUACUGCAGCUUCUGCCAAACUCAUCAAGCUUCAGCGUCAACUGUUCUAUGCCCUUGUUAUCCAAACCCUAGUCCCUUUCAUCUUAAUGCAUAUCCCAGCAGCAAUAAUGUUUGCGUUCGUUUUCCUGGACAUUGAUCUAGGCGUCUACAGUGCUGUUGUAUCAAUGACCAUUGCAAUUUAUCCGGCAGUUGAUCCUAUUCCGACGUUGGUUAUUGUUGAGAAUUACAGAAAAACCAUUAUCAGGUACUUGAAACUAGAUUGUGUCAAAAGAUCUUCAGUAGCUGUAGCAACUUCCACGACAGAAGCAAGAUCUGCAAAAGCUUCAGAUCCCGUUCCAUCUUAA
Messenger RNA from Caenorhabditis elegans, 1056 nucleotides. RefSeq names its product Serpentine receptor class r-10 (gene str-227). Lineage: Eukaryota; Metazoa; Nematoda; Chromadorea; Rhabditida; Rhabditidae. Gene Ontology annotation, biological process: detection of chemical stimulus involved in sensory perception of smell. Gene Ontology annotation, cellular component: ciliary membrane. The transcript is spliced from 6 exons. The coding region runs from base 1 to 1056 and encodes 351 amino acids. The record is from RefSeq and is marked reviewed.